AAUCACCUAUAGGCACUUUUCUUAUUUCAAAUUUUUCCGCGAAUAACAUACGUCAAUGUCACCGAGCCGCGUCAUUUGAUUUGUCUAUAUGAAGAAAAUACAUUUCAUAACCGACUCGAUAUUUUGCACUUUUAAAUAAUUUGGAAAAACAGAAACUGACACCGUAUUAUAAACAUUAAAUGUCGUUUCUUUCAUUUCAGAGAAACUCAAUUGUGUUUUAUUGACGGUGUUAUUGAAUAACCUUAUAAAACGACAUUUAUUGUCACAAAAUGGAAAAAUUAAGGUUUACAUUCCAAGUAAAACCAACAGUGGAUGGAAAGUCAAACUUUAUUGCCAUAACCUCAAUCGCCACGCAAGAUAACAAAGUAUAUCUCAUUCCUGAAAAGCAUCAACAUAUAUCAUUUCACAAACAGAUUCUAUGUACAAAAAACUAUGCUACAGUCAAAAGUACAUUAAAAAAAAGGAAUCAAACAAGAAAUGUGUGGAUAAAAGCGACACAGGAUAUAUUAGAAACAUAUGUUGAUGAGGAUAGAAACAUGAUUUUUUCGGAUCAAUUUCUAGAGGAAACUACACAAGAAAUGUCUUCGGAAGAUCCUAUUGUGGAAAUUUUGGAGAAAUUAGUAGAAAAUAAACAAAAUGUAGAAAAAAAAAAUAUGAAAAAGUUAGCCGAGAGAUUUGUCAUUGAAAAAUAUAAUGGAAAAAAUACAAGUGCAUAUCAGUGGAUGGAAAUAUUGGAAAAAGAAUAUGCAAGGUUCAGUAUUUCUAAAGAUGAAGAAAAAAUAGAAAUUUUCAGAUUAUUUUUAGAAAAAUCAUGCAUUGAGUGGUAUUCAUCUAUGAUGAUAAGAUAUGGUUUGGAUUCAGAGUGGUCAGAAUGGAAAUCCAGUUUUCUGCAAACCUAUACCAAUAAAGGUUGGACUUCCAGCAAAUAUGCUUUAACUUUCAAGUAUCAAUUAGGGUCUUUGUUAGAUUAUGCAAUAAAAAAAGAGAGACUAUUACUAGAAGAAAGAAAAACAAUUGAUGAAGGGACUCUGAUCGAUAUAAUUGCAGCGGGCUUACCAGAUUUUAUAACUGACCGGAUUAACAAAGAAGAAAUUUCUCAUGUUAGAGACUUAUUUAAUGAACUAGGCAAAUUAGAACAUUUGGUACAAAGAAAAAAAUACAUUAAAAAGAAAGAAGACACUAAGCCAAAUAAAGAAAAAUGUACAAUUUGCGAAAAAUUAAAUAAAGGUACACGAUAUCAUCCAGAAGAUUCCUGUUGGUUUAAGCAAAGAAUAAAUACUGAAAAAUAUAAGAAGCAAAUAAAACUUGUCAACAAUUCUGAACUAGAAUGUGAAUUGCAGUGUGAAGACCAAAAAAACUAAUAGUGCCGCCAUUGAUUAAGCUUAAAUUAGUACUUAAUAAAAAUGUUGAAGUAUUUGGGAUCUAUGACUCAGGGUCUAAUGUAUCAUUGAUCAAUUCAAAAUUGCUAAAGAUAAAAACAAUGAAAGGUAUAUGUUCCAAUAAUACUAAUUUAAAAACAAUUAAUGGCGUUAAAAAAGCAAAAGGAAUGGUAGAACUAGAUAUAGCUAUUUUUGAUAUGGAAAAAAAAAUGAAGGUUUUUGUAAUAGAUGAGGAAAAUUUCGAUUACGACUUCCUAGUGGGACUAGACUGUAUUAAAGAAUUCUCCCUAGUUCAAGAUGAGAAGUUAAACAUUUGUCAAAAAAUACCUCAACAAAAAUGUGAAAUAGUUUCUAAGGAAACAAGAAAAACAGAUAUUGAUAAUAAGGAAACAAAAUUUGAAAAUUCUGUAAACUAUAAUGAAGAUAUCAGAGGAGAAAAAUUUGUAAUUUGCAUUAACCAUCUAGAUUAUACUAAACAAGCAGUGAUUGAAGAUUUAAUAUCAUGUAACAAAUCUGUGUUUGCAAAGGAUAAAUAUGAUAUAGGAAAGGUCAGUGACUAUG
This is a messenger RNA of Amyelois transitella, 1940 nucleotides long. RefSeq lists its product as uncharacterized. Lineage: Eukaryota; Metazoa; Arthropoda; Insecta; Lepidoptera; Pyralidae. The record is from RefSeq and is a predicted model, not a curated record. The coding region runs from base 270 to 1361 and encodes 363 amino acids. The transcript has 2 exons.